Molecule: messenger RNA, 737 nt
Organism: Desarmillaria tabescens
Lineage: Eukaryota; Fungi; Basidiomycota; Agaricomycetes; Agaricales; Physalacriaceae
Exons: 2
Coding region: 110-631 (173 amino acids)
Source: RefSeq, a predicted model, not a curated record
AUUGACAGCAUCCAACGCUGCUAGUGUCUACGGUUCUUCCCUCCUGAGUCGCCCCUGUUAGAUCAGGUAGACACUCAUUUGUGGCCUCCAUACCCAUGUUCUCGUGCUCAUGUUCUCCCAGAACAUCUGCGGUCUGUGUGCACGCGGUAUUCACCCGCAUGCCGACUAUGUUUCGAUAAUCUUCAAUCAUUAUCCCACGAAUCAAUGUGCCGCAUAUGUACAAAAGACGUCUCUUAUACAACGUUGCGCCUGUGAAGCACAAUUUUGCGAGCAUAUUGCUAUCGAUAACUCGUAUCGUUUUUUGGAUCCAUGGACUGUUUUGGACCAUUUCAAUGAUACCAUCAAUGGUCCAUACGCGCGCAGCUUCGUGUUAUUCGAUUAUAACGCUAAGUUCUCUUCCGGCGACACGGACCCGAUACCAAUCACUCUGGCGCCUAUCUUCUCCCCUUUCAUCAGUUCCCAUACAUUCAGCCCUUCCGGUGCUAGGGGAACAUCGCUCUCGUUUCCACUUCCUUCCCUUUUAUCGAUAGUCACCCAUCUAGUCUUCAAUUGGAUACCAUACAGGCCGAAGCUUAUAACUGUGACGCCUAUUCUAGCCAACGUCAGGAGAGCUCCCACUCGCAUCAGCUAGACAGCGACGGGACAAAUGAGCGUUUCUAUUACCAUGAUCAUUCGGAUGUGACGUACGGGGCUAUACCUGAUGCCUGGCCGGGCCCGUACGCUUAGUCCACGACUAC